AUGACGAUGGCUCAGUCGCAGAUGCAGCUGCCCACGCCGCAUCCGGCACCAAGCCUGGAUGUCACUAUGCCACCAGUCUCGAUUUCUCUCCCGAACGAUACCAAUGCGCGGUUACGAAGCCGUAUAGCUCUGGAUACCUACUCGUCACCCGUUAACCAAAAUGGCAGCUUUGAAUUUGACCGCGUCGUGAAGAGCGGCUACCUGCAGAAGCGCACACAGAAGACAAAGGCCUGGAAGUCAAUCUAUCUCGUCCUACGACCCAAUGCGCUCUCCAUCUACCGAACCGACAAGGAAGACAAGCUGCGGCACAAGCUGUACCUGGCCGACCUCACGGCCGUCGCUUUGCUCAAGGACCCCAAGAACAAGAAAAAGAAUGUGUUUGGGCUGUUCUCGCCAGCGAGAAACUACCACUUCCAGGCUAGCAGCAGCCACGACGCUGAAGAAUGGGUCGAGCUGAUUAGGAAUCAUGCCCGGAUCGAGGAGGAACACGAGGAGCUGCUUCUCGCAAGUCCAACGGGACGGCGCCAGUCGUACAUGGCCACCAGUAGCUCUGGCCAAAUGGCGGAUACGGCUGGUUAUUCCGGCAAUGAGCUCGCGUCACACUCUGAUUUUUCCGACAACGAUAUCCAGCGGAUACAGGGAAUGUCGAUAGAGGACUUGGCGGCCCAGUCGCCUGACGAGGGCUCACAGGGUCGGCCGGGUAUCGGUCGCAACGUAAGCCAGGUUAGCGGCCUGAACAUCGAGCAGGACCCAGAUCGCGUCAUUUGGCAGGGCUGGCUCUGGUUCCUCAAGAGCAAAGGCGGCGUGAAGCAAUGGAAGAACCUGUGGGGUGUCCUCAGACCUCGGAACUUUAUCCUUUACAAGGAUGAGUCCGAGUACACGGCGCAGUUCAUCAGGCCCAUGUCGGCGAUUGUCAACGUGGUCGACAUUGAUCCCGUCAGCAAAACCAAAAAGCAUUGUCUCCAGCUUAUUACGGAGGAGAAGAGCUAUCGAUUCUGCGCUCACGAUGAAGAGUCGCUAAUUCACUGCCUCGGCGCAUUCAAGAGCUUAUUUGCCAAGCGACGAGAGCUCGAAGCGCGGGGCACUGCUGGAGGAAACCAGUCCACACUAGCAGCCUAA
This is a messenger RNA of Colletotrichum spaethianum, 1119 nucleotides long. RefSeq names its product putative PH domain-containing protein. The coding region runs from base 1 to 1119 and encodes 372 amino acids. The transcript has 3 exons. The record is from RefSeq and is a predicted model, not a curated record. NCBI's taxonomy places the organism in Eukaryota, Fungi, Ascomycota, Sordariomycetes, Glomerellales, Glomerellaceae.